Closterium sp. Naga37s-1 is the source of this 333-nucleotide messenger RNA. The record is from the annotation of a GenBank genome assembly. Lineage: Eukaryota; Viridiplantae; Streptophyta; Zygnematophyceae; Desmidiales; Closteriaceae.
AUGAAGGAAUCCGCGAUGGCCGCGUGCGCGGACGAGCAUUUGGCGCUGCUGGCGUGCAUGCGCAACCAGUCGUCUCUUGCGCUCAUCUGGGGGCAGUCGGAGGAGUGCCGCGCCAAGCACGCGGCGUUCUGGGAGUGCUACGGCCGCCACCGCGGCGUGCGGGGGAACAGGAUCGCCGCGUGGCUGGCGCAGCCGUGCUACGGCCGGCUCCGCGGCGUGCGGGGAAACAGGAUCGCCGCGUGGCUGGCGCAGCCGGUGCUUUCGACGGGCGCGGAGGAGGGGGGAAGGGAGGACGGGGGAGGGGAUGAACGAAGGCUGGAGAAGGAGCAUUGA